Lontra canadensis (Northern American river otter) is the source of this 2157-nucleotide messenger RNA. RefSeq names its product TRAF3 interacting protein 3 (gene TRAF3IP3). The record is from RefSeq and is a predicted model, not a curated record. Bases 433 to 2091 code for a protein of 552 amino acids. NCBI's taxonomy places the organism in Eukaryota, Metazoa, Chordata, Mammalia, Carnivora, Mustelidae. The transcript is spliced from 17 exons.
AGCAAGAUAGAGGAACUGGGGUGAGCAAGCACUGUGGCUUUGUCUGUUUCCUGUUUCAGCAAAGGCUGCUGUGCAAAAAGAAAGACCGUACUAACAAGGGAAACGCUAAGGGGGCCCGGAGCCACGGAUUGAGAGCUUGCACUUUACUCAGCUGCUGUCCUGCCCCAUCUGAGACCAGAGCCACGAUCUGCCCAGGAGCUGGAAUGCUCUUCUGAGUUGUUUGGUUUGGAGCCUGGGACCCAAGGCCCCUCUCUCCUAAGCUCACACUGGGAGCUGUGCCCCGGGCGGCCAGACCUAUGCGGGAAGCCCCUCACUGCACACACAGACAGGAAGCAGGAGCAGUCUUGGAAAGGCGGCGACAAACCACUGUCAGACCCAGGGAGCUAUUCCAGGAACUGGAAGCCAAACGCAACAGGUGCUCAGGAGGUCAUCAUGAUCAGCCUGGACCCCAGGCCUUCCCCUCGCUUGGCCCGGUGGGCUGAGAGCUACGAGGCCAAGUGUGAGCGCCGGCAAGAGACCCGUGAGAGCCGCCGCUGCCGCCCCAAUGUGACCACUUGCCGCCAGGUGGGGAAGGCACUGAGGCUCCAGCAAAGAGAGCAGCUCCAGAGAGCACGGCAACGGGAGUUCUUCAGGAGGAGGAACUUGGAGGUGGAGGAGAAAGGCAAGGCCCAGAGCCCCAGGGCCAAGGAGCGAGGUCCCUCCAGGAGGCCAGGCCAGCCAACUGACCUCAAAGAACCCUUGUCUGGGGCCCACAGAAUCUCUUCCCCCCAGCAGCAGGUGUCAGACACCAGCCCUGAGAUCUUUCGAACCCAGCGUCACCAUCCCUCAGGCACCUGGAGGGAUCUACCUGACCGCCUCUCCCAGGCCAGGGACUUUUCACCGAAGGACUCUCCCACCAAAAAACCACCCCAGCACCAUCGCGGCACUCAGACAAAGGCUGAAGCAGCCCAGCCAACAAUUAAGAAUGAUGCCAGUCAGCAAACCAAUUACGGAGUUGCGGUUCUGGAUAAGGAAAUCAUCCAACUUUCUGAGUACCUCAAAGAGGCCUUACAAAGGGAGCUGGUUCUAAAACAGAAAAUGGUGAUUCUCCAAGACCUACUCUCCACUCUGAUAAGGGCCUCUGACAGCUCUUGGAAGGGCCAGCUUAACGAAGACAAAUUGAAGGGCAAACUGAGAUCUUUAGAAAACCAGCUGAACGCCUGUACCCAGAAAUACCCCCCUUGGGGAAUGAAAAAGGUGUUAUUGGAGAUGGAAGACCAGAAAAACAACUAUGAGCAGAAAGCCAAGGAGUCACUGCAGAAGGUGCUGGAGGAGAAAAUGAGCGCAGAGCAGCAACUGCAGAGCACACAGCGGUCACUGGCUCUGGCCGAGCAGAAGUGUGAAGAGUGGAGGAGCCAGUAUGAAGCUCUGAAGGAGGACUGGAGGAACCUGGGGACCCAGCACAGAGAGCUGGAGAGCCAACUCCACGUGCUCCAGUCCAAACUGCAGGGAGCAGACAGUAGAGACCUACAGAUGAACCAGGCUCUGCGACUUCUGGAAAAUGAGCACCAGGAACUGCAGGCCAAGAUUGAACACCUGCAGGGGGACAGAGAUCUGUACAGCUCGGAUACCCUGCACCUACAAGAUCAACUAAAGAGGUCAGAGGAGGAGAAACUCGCCCUGGUGGCCCAAGUACAGCAGCUGCAGGGUUUGCUCCAGAAUCAAUCCUUACAGCUUCAAGAACAGGAGAAACUCUUAACAAAGAAAGAUCAGGCUUUGCCUGUGUGGAGUCCAAAGCCCUCCCAUUAUGAAGUGGAACCUGAGGGUACAGGGAAGGAGAAAGAAUGGGAUUUCAGAGACCAGCUGCAAAAGAAGACUUUGCAGCUCCAGGCCAAGGAAAAGGAGUGCAAAGAACUGCAUUCGGAGUUAGACAACCUCAGUGACGAGUAUCUCUCCUGCCUGCGUAAGCUGCAGCACUGUCGAGAAGAGCUGAACCACAGCCAACAGCUGCCUCCCAGAAGGCAAUGUGGCCAAUGGCUCUCGAUGCUGAUAGUGAUGAUUGCUAUAGCACUGGCAGUGUUCCUGGCCAAGAAGGACAGCCUGAUGAUGUGACUCACCUGUGACCACUGCUUGGGUGAAAACCUGAAGCAAGAAACUCAAUAAAAAACUCAGAAGGUU